CCGGAAGCCGGAGGAACGCGGAGAAGCCGGAACUCGGAGGGAGACAGACUUCGGAGGGAGCCGGAGGAUGUUACCGACGACGGCGGCGGCGGCGGCGGCGGCCCCCCGAGGGCCGGGAGACGGGGCCUUCGCCGCCAGGGACGCGGCCCGGCACACGGCGGGAGCCAAGCGCUCCAAGUACCUGAGGCGGCUCCUCCGCUUCCGCCAGAUGGACUUCGAGUUCGCCGCCUGGCAGAUGCUCUACCUCUUCACCUCCCCGCAGAGGGUCUACAGGAACUUCCACUACCGGAAGCAGACCAAGGACCAGUGGGCCAGAGACGAUCCCGCCUUCCUGGUGCUGCUCAGCGUCUGGCUCUGCGUGUCCACCGUGGGAUUUGGCUUUGUCCUGGACAUGGGAUGCUGGGAGACGAUGAAGCUGCUCCUCUGGGUCGUGUUCAUCGACUGCAUCGGCGUCGGCCUGCUGAUCUCAACCCUCAUGUGGUGGGUGGCCAAUAAGUACCUGGUGAAGCAGCCGAGCAGGGCCAACGAGGUGGAGUGGGGCUACGCCUUCGACGUCCACCUGAACGCCUUCUACCCCCUGCUCGUCAUCCUGCACUUCAUCCAGCUCUUCUUCAUCAACCAUGUCAUCGUGACGGACUCGCUCCUCGGCUGCUUGGUGGGGAACUCCCUGUGGCUGGUCGCCGUCGGCUACUACGUCUACGUCACCUUCCUGGGGUACAGCGCUCUGCCCUGCUUGAAAAACACGGUGGUGCUCCUGUACCCGUACGCGGCCCUGGCGCUGCUCUACGGCCUGUCGCUCCUGCUGCGCUGGAAUUUCACCCGCGCGCUGUGCUCCUUCUACAAGUAUCGCGUCCAAUAAAGUCCCCCUCCGGCCCGUCGCCACGGUACUGUGCGAAACGAUGGGGUCCGGGGAGGUUGGGUUGGGUUCCCUCCCUCCCCUCCGGCCGUGAAAAGACUGUAUAUAAACCACGUCCCGUCGCAGACGUCGCCUCGGUGAAGAGUAUUCCCGGCGGGACGUUCCCCGGAUCCCCGGAACACCUGUACAUUUCCCUAUUAAACGUUUUUUUUAAAACAUC
This is a messenger RNA of Tachyglossus aculeatus (Australian echidna), 1076 nucleotides long. It is a transcript of the gene UNC50, whose product is annotated as unc-50 inner nuclear membrane RNA binding protein. The record is from RefSeq and is a predicted model, not a curated record. Bases 68 to 859 code for a protein of 263 amino acids. Lineage: Eukaryota; Metazoa; Chordata; Mammalia; Monotremata; Tachyglossidae. Gene Ontology annotation, cellular component: Golgi membrane. The transcript is spliced from 6 exons.